This is a messenger RNA of Emys orbicularis (European pond turtle), 2367 nucleotides long. RefSeq names its product UDP-glucose pyrophosphorylase 2 (gene UGP2). Lineage: Eukaryota; Metazoa; Chordata; Testudines; Emydidae. The coding region runs from base 1 to 1494 and encodes 497 amino acids. Gene Ontology annotation, biological process: UDP-alpha-D-glucose metabolic process; glycogen metabolic process. Gene Ontology annotation, cellular component: cytoplasm. The record is from RefSeq and is a predicted model, not a curated record. Gene Ontology annotation, molecular function: UTP:glucose-1-phosphate uridylyltransferase activity. The transcript is spliced from 9 exons.
AUGUCUCAAGCUGGCACGUCCCAGUUUCAAGAAGUCAUUCGACAAGAACUGGAAUAUUUAAUGAAAGUUGAACUUGAGAAAAUACUUGCAACUGCACCUGAGAAUGAGCUAGAGCACACUAAAAAAGACCUUGAAGGGUUUAAGAAGCUAUUCCACAGAUUCUUGCAAGAAAAGGGACCUUCUGUGAACUGGGAGAAAAUUCAGAGACCUCCAGAAGACUCUAUUCAGCCCUAUGAGAAGAUAAGGGCCAGGGGGUUGCCUGUUAACAUCACCUCAGUCUUGAACAAACUGGUUGUAGUGAAACUAAAUGGUGGCUUGGGCACUAGCAUGGGCUGUAAAGGCCCCAAAAGUCUUAUCGGCGUGCGGAAUGAAAACACCUUCUUGGACCUGACAGUUCAGCAGAUUGAGCAUCUAAACAAAACCUACAACACAGAUGUUCCUCUUGUUCUAAUGAACUCCUUUAACACUGAUGAAGACACAAAGAAAAUCUUGCAGAAGUACAGCCACAGUCGUGUGAAAAUAUAUACUUUUAAUCAAAGCAGGUAUCCUAGAAUUAAUAAAGAGUCUCUACUGCCAAUAGCCAAGGACGUAUCUUAUUCAGGAGAGAAUACUGAGGCGUGGUAUCCCCCAGGUCACGGCGAUAUCUACUCCAGUUUCUAUAACUCUGGUCUGCUUGACACACUUAUAGGAGAGGGGAAAGAGUACAUUUUUGUGUCCAAUAUAGAUAACUUGGGAGCAACUGUGGAUCUUUACAUUCUUAACCAUCUUAUGAAUCCACCAAAUGGAAAAUGUUGUGAAUUUGUCAUGGAGGUCACAAAUAAAACCCGGGCAGAUGUUAAGGGUGGUACACUCACGCAAUAUGAUAACAAACUGAGACUGGUAGAAAUAGCUCAGGUUCCAAAAGCACAUGUUGAUGAAUUCAAGUCUGUGUCAAAAUUCAAAAUAUUCAAUACAAACAACUUGUGGAUUUCUUUGCCUGCAAUUAAACGACUGCAAGAGCAAAACGCUAUUGAUAUGGAGAUCAUCGUUAAUCCAAAGACUUUGGAUGGAGGUUUAAAUGUUAUUCAGCUGGAGACUGCAGUUGGUGCUGCUGUUAAAAGUUUUGAGAAUUCUUUGGGGAUAAAUGUACCUCGUAGUCGUUUUCUGCCUGUCAAGACCACAUCAGAUCUCUUGCUUGUGAUGUCCAACCUGUAUAGCCUUAAUGCUGGAUCCUUAACUAUGAGUGAGAAACGUGAAUUUCCAACUGUACCUCUGGUCAAACUGGGAAGCUCUUUCACCAAGGUUCAAGAUUACCUGAGUAGGUUUGAAAGUAUACCAGAUAUGCUUGAACUGGAUCAUCUCACGGUUUCGGGUGAUGUUACAUUUGGCAAGAAUGUUGCAUUAAAGGGAACAGUUAUCAUCAUUGCAAACCACGGUGACCGGAUUGACAUCCCGCCUGGGGCAGUAUUAGAGAACAAAAUUGUAUCUGGCAAUCUUAGGAUCCUGGACCACUGAGUCAAUGUUCAGUUUGUAGAUCCUGUUAAAACAACUUUAUGAUGGAAGAACUUGUAGGCAUUAAAAUAAGUGGCACACAAGGCCUACAUUUUGUCACCUACUCACUGUACCCUGCAGUAUUAAUUGUAAAUAGCUUUCCGUGCUUCUCUUUAACUGAACACAGUGCAAAGGAUGUGCAGCAGUAAUGCUUUCGUCUUUUCGAGGAGUCUGUAACUCAGUUAAUAUAACCUUAAAGUGCAAUACUGUUGGUCUUGAGACAAGAUGGACAGAACUUCUCUAUAAGAAGUUAAGAGGUUUGCCUCUGAUAGUCAAUAGUUUAUUUUUGCAGGUACAAGCAAUUCAAAAGCUGUGAAGCAACAGAUGGUUAGCUCCUUCAUGUAAUUUUUUUAUGAAGUGUAAAUGACAGGUAUGAUGAUUAAAUGUUUCACUACUGCUACUAAGUGAAAUAGAAUGUUAGAAAUUCUGUUUGUGUUCACAAAUCAUACUUAACCUAGUCACUUCACACCACGUAAGUUAAUAGUUAAGCUAUACUGUCAUAUCACAAAUGUAUUCCUAACAAACACUGAGGGGUAAGGUUGUCAUUAUGAUCUUGUGCUCAAGCUGGAAUAAAGUAUUCUAAAUUUACCCAAAGAAUCUAAUUUUUUAAAAUGCAGCUAGUGUAUGUUUUCUGGUGCAUUCUUAAUCUGCCCCCCUUUGCAGUAAGAUGGAAAAAUCACAUGUUGACUGUACUUAUGCUAAUGUUGUUCAAUCAUGGUGUCCUAAAUAAGGAUCAGUUCCCUGUCCUGAUGUUCAUUCUUUCAAUUCUAUAGUAUUUACCUGUAAAACUUAUUUUUUAUGUUUAGUAUAAGACUGAUAUGUAUCAUUAAAAAAGUU